AUGUACGACAGCCAGGCAUGCGGAUUGGCGCCCACCUCCGCCUCAGAAUCCACCCGGAACACUGACGGUGCGGAGAUAAAAUUGAGCCGGCCGGUGGAGGACAAGAAUCCUGUGGUGAUUGGGCGGCUGGGGCGCAAUCCGGACCUGCCCACUGUCACCUUCUACGGCCACUACGACGUGCAGCCGGCCAUGGAGCGCGAGUGGAACACCGACCCCUUCGAGGUCGCCGCCAUCGACGGCUACUUCUACGGCCGCGGCACCUCCGACAACAAGGGGCCCAUCCUGGCAUUUGUGUACGCGGUGAAGGAGAUGCUGAAGGAGGGGCGCGGCGCCAACGGGCUGCUGCCGGUGAACGUGGCGUUUGUGUUUGAGGGGGAGGAGGAGAACGGCAGCGCAGGCUUCCGCGAGGCUGUGCAGGCCAACCUGCACUGGUUUGAGGGCACCCAGCUCAUCAUCAUCUCCAACACCCUCUGGGUCGGCGAGGAGGUGCCGUGCUUGACGUAUGGGAUGCGGGGGAUGAUUGCUGCAGCGGUGGAGGUGAAGGGGCCGGCCAGGGACCUGCACUCCGGCAACGAGGGCGGCGUGUUCAACGAGCCGCUGGCGGAUUUGAUGAAGGUGCUGGCAAGCCUAGUGGACAGCAGCAACCGCAUCCUGGUGCCCGGGUUCCAGGCGCUCGUGCGGCCCAACACGCUGGAGCCCGCCCUCGAGCGCCUGGCCGCCUCCUCCGAAUUCUCCCUCGACGGCUACCGCGCCGCCCUCGGCAUCCCCUGCCUCGUAAAGGCUCAGAGCACGAGCGAGCUGCUGCGGGCGCGGUGGUGUGAGCCGGCGCUGAGCGUGGUGGACGUGAGGGUGGGGGACGACGAGGAGGGCGCGGGGGACCCCUUCUACCGCUUCGGCCCCACCCGGUUCUCCGUCAUCCCCCGCUCCGCCGUCGGCAACGUCUCCGUUCGCUUCGUCCCCGACCAGGAUGCGGAGCAGCUGAUAGCGGCGCUGCGGGCGCACGUGGACACGGCGUUCAGCGCGUUGGGCAGCAGCAACACGGCGGCGGUGCGCGUGAAGAGCGUGGGGGACUGGUGGGAGGCGGACCCGGAGAGCAAGCUCUUUAAGAUGGCCGAGCGCGCUCUGACCGCCGAGUGGGGGCGUCAGCCCCUCUUUGUGCGUGAGGGCGGCACCAUGCCCGUGGCGUCAGCGCUGGAGAAGAUGCUGGGAGCGCCGGCGCUGCUGGUGCCGUUUGGGCAGUCCAGCGACGCGUGCCACUUGGCCAACGAGCGCCUGCAGCGCAUUAACCUCAUCCGCGGCAAAAAUGUCAUCAAGAACCUGCUCUGCAUGCUGGAAAACGCCUGA
Molecule: messenger RNA, 1344 nt
Organism: Coccomyxa subellipsoidea C-169
Lineage: Eukaryota; Viridiplantae; Chlorophyta; Trebouxiophyceae; Coccomyxaceae
Product: Zn-dependent exopeptidase
Exons: 8
Coding region: 1-1344 (447 amino acids)
Biological process (GO): proteolysis; glutathione catabolic process
Molecular function (GO): peptidase activity
Source: RefSeq, a predicted model, not a curated record